Miscanthus lutarioriparius is the source of this 225-nucleotide messenger RNA. NCBI's taxonomy places the organism in Eukaryota, Viridiplantae, Streptophyta, Magnoliopsida, Poales, Poaceae. The record is from the annotation of a GenBank genome assembly.
AUGCGGAGCGUGGAGUUCGACCUCGCUGUCACCGGGGACGACGUGCGGCGCGGGGUGGCGAGGGUGGCGGCCGCCGUGGAGGGCUGCGACGUGGGCGUCCUCGUCAACAACGCUGGCGCUUCGGGAUGGCUCUGCUUUUGCGUCGCUGUUUUUUUUAGGCCGUUGGAGAACGCGAGGUUUGGGUUCGGGACCUUUUCACUGUGCAUGACUCAAAAUAUCGAAUGA